CUCUAAUUCAGUCUUAUUUUCGUUCAAUUCUCUUCACAAGUAAUAAUAAUGGCGCCAACUCCAGAUUGGGUGAAACAACUGAAACCAUCAGCUCCUCAUGGCAGUGGUCUUCUCGCCGCCGAACGCGCAAAAUCAAAUUUGCCCGUGGGAAGGCUUUCUGAACUCUUGUUUACAAAGGAAGUCCUCAACCGGAAGCAGCGUGUCCUAGAUGUCCUGAAAUCAGAGAAAGUAUUCGACAAAUCCCAGAAUUACUUUGCCGGCCGAAUUGACCGAUUUGGGACCGCACUUGCGAGAGCAAAGAAAUUACGGAAUCUAAGGUUGAAGCACGGAUGGGAUUUAGAGGACUUUAGGACCGCGAAUGAAUUGGUCAGUGAGCCGGGGCCGUAUGCAUUACAUGAUAGUAUGUUCUUGGUUACGAUAAAAGAGCAAGGCACUCCUGAGCAGCAUGACCUGUUCCUCAAGAAAGCAGAAAAGCACGGGAUUAUUGGAUGCUACGCCCAGACUGAGCUCGGCCACGGAUCCAAUGUCCGCGGUCUCGAGACUACAGCAACCUGGAAUCCGGAAGACAAAACUUUCACGAUGCAUUCUCCCUACCUCACCGCAAGCAAGUGGUGGAUAGGUUCGCUCGGGAAGACUGCCAACUACGCCGUCGUAAUGGCGCAACUCAUCAUCGACGGCAAGUCAUAUGGGCCGCAUCCCUUCGUCAUGCAGAUCCGAGACUUGAAGACGCACGAGCCUCUUGAGAACAUCCAUGUCGGUGACAUAGGGCCCAAGUUCGGGUAUAACACUAUGGAUAACGGCUUCCUUCUCUUCAAAAAUGUCAAGAUUCCUCAUAUUGGCAUGCUCGCGCGCUUCUCAAGGGUUGACCCGAAGUCAAACAAGUACGUUCGCCGCGGCUCACCGUUCCUAGUCUAUGGUACCUUGACUUGGAUUCGCUCAACAAUUGUUAUGCAAGCUGGCGGUGUUCUUGCACGCGGGGUUACAAUCGCCACGCGGUACAGCGCCAUCAGACGCCAAUUCCAAGACCGAGAUGCCCGGGAAUGGGAAGGAGGUGAGAACCAAGUGCUCAAUUACACGAUGGUUCAGAUUCGUCUUCUUCCCCUCCUCGCUGCUACGUUUGCUCUGCAUUUUACCGGUAAGUCUAUGAUGAACUUGUAUCAAGAGAAUCAGAAGAAGAUGAAUGCUGGCAUUGCAAAUGCGGAUUCAAGUAAACGAGGAGCUGGACCUGAAGAGACGGAAUCAGGAAGUGAUUUACUCGCUGAUUUGCAUGCUACGUCCUGUGGCCUGAAAGCGCUUUCGAGUACGAUUGCAGCGGAGGGACUUGAGGUGUGUCGAAGGGCUUGUGGCGGUCACGGAUACUCGAGCUUCAGCGGGAUUGGUCCUUGGUAUGCAGACUACCUCCCCACCACCACCUGGGAAGGCGACAAUUACAUGCUCACGCAACAAGUAGCCCGCUACCUCCUCAAAUCCGCCCGCUCAGUCCUCAACAAUAACGCCCCCACCAACGAUACCACCCGUAUUCUUAAAGACUUCCGAUCCCGCGCAGAUAUCGGCUGCGCCUUUGAUAUCCUUGGCUCCGACUGCGACCUCGUCUCGGCGUUCGCCUGGCGCGUUUCGUUCCUCACUUUCGAAGUACUCAAACACCGAGACGAGCAAAAGAAAGCCUGGAACGACCUACUCGUCGAUUUCUACCGUCUCAGUAAAGCACACUCGCAGUUCAUGGUCGUCAAGAACUUCCACUCCGCCUUAAGCGAGAACUCGACGCGCGAGAAACUGGACGACGACACCCUGCAAAUCAUGCACAAGCUCUUCCGCCUCUUCGCCUUACAUACGCUUGAGCAAGAAGGCUCCGAGUUCUUUGCGUCAGGCGCUUGCACGGUAAAGCAGAUCUCUCUCGCGCGUACUAAUGCCGUUAUGAAACUCCUCCAGGAUAUCCGCCCGCAUGCCGUGGGACUAGUGGAUGCGUGGGCUUUUGAUGAUUGGGUGCUAGAUAGUAGUCUUGGAAGGAAGGAUGGCAAGGUGUACGAAGAUAUGUUUUAUAGAGCAAGCGAGCUGAAUCCGUUGAAUUGGAUUACGGUGGAUCCGUACCCAGAUAGUGAGGUACUAUUUCGGAGGGAUGAAAGGAGUAAACUUUAGACCAGUGUGAUUAGG
This is a messenger RNA of Lindgomyces ingoldianus, 2151 nucleotides long. RefSeq names its product acyl-CoA oxidase. Gene Ontology annotation, biological process: lipid homeostasis; fatty acid beta-oxidation using acyl-CoA oxidase. Gene Ontology annotation, molecular function: acyl-CoA oxidase activity; FAD binding; fatty acid binding. The record is from RefSeq and is a predicted model, not a curated record. Lineage: Eukaryota; Fungi; Ascomycota; Dothideomycetes; Pleosporales; Lindgomycetaceae. Bases 49 to 2136 code for a protein of 695 amino acids. Gene Ontology annotation, cellular component: peroxisome. The transcript has 4 exons.